Paramecium sonneborni is the source of this 747-nucleotide messenger RNA. NCBI's taxonomy places the organism in Eukaryota, Ciliophora, Oligohymenophorea, Peniculida, Parameciidae. The record is from the annotation of a GenBank genome assembly.
CUUUUUAAUCUUUCAUCAAACUAGAGUCUCUAAAAACUAAUGAACUUUAACCUCCCUUGUUUUAUUCCUACACACCCUAUUUAAUAAACAGCUUUUGUUUAUGUCCCAUUCUUUUAAUCUUAUCCUUAAAUCCACUGCUAGCUACAACUUUAACAAUUUUAAACAUAUGUGCCUUAAAUGGCAUCAGUUUAUCAGCUUCCUUAAGUUGAAUUCCAAGAGCAUAGCCAAAGAAGAAUAGAAUAACCAUAACAAAAGGAAACUGAAAAUUCUUCAAAUACAUCUCAAGCACUAGCCUUUGUAAAUGAAAAAAUUAUAGAAGAUAAACCAAUAUAGGAAAAAGUAAAAAUAUUAAGUUCUUCAAAUCCUCUAAAAAAUUAGGUGUAAUUUGAAAAAGAGUCAAAGAAUAUAUAAAAAAAUUACGCUAAAGCCAUUGCUGGCUUUGUUUAUAAAAAUAAACCAUUAGCUUCAAGAAUCUUAAAAACUUCAGAAGUUGAUGAAUUUAUAAAAUUAACAAAGUUAAUAAAAAACGAAAUCUAAAAUGUUAGUCAUAUUUCUUAAUAUACAAGCAAAUAAGAUUUUAUUAAGGCUUUUAGAAUUUUAGGGUAUAUAUAAUUUAUUUAAAUAUUAUUUAGAAAUUAUUUCUUAAAAACAAAAAGUAAUUCCUAUAUAUUCAACUCAAGAAUAUAAAAAAAGAAUAGCCAUCUUAGACAUAAAAAACUAAUCCAACAUAGUCUUCUAAGAUGUUGA